Molecule: messenger RNA, 1141 nt
Organism: Paramecium sonneborni
Lineage: Eukaryota; Ciliophora; Oligohymenophorea; Peniculida; Parameciidae
Source: the annotation of a GenBank genome assembly
AUUUUAUAUUGAAUGGGAAUAGUUUGCUGUUCAAAUUAAGAAGUUGGGAGAUUGAAUAUUUAACCAAUGAUUCCAUUGAUUCCAACAGAUGAAGCUUCUUUAGAUGAAUAAAAGAUAGUGAAAAUAUAAUCAAGUAUUAGACGUAAUUGAUGAUUAAAUUUCAAGGUUACCUAGCUAAAAGUAAAUAAAAUUAGAAAUCAGAGGCAUCAGCUACAACAGCAGUUUAAGUGAAAUCAAAUGUGAGUGAAUAAAUAGUUUCUAUAAUUGAAAUGAUUCCAAAAGAUGCAUAAAAAGUAGAUUGGCCUUAGAAUUUACUUUAAGCAGUGUUAAAUAAAUUAAAAGAGUUUCCAUGUCUAAUGUAAUUAACAUAGUAAUGUUACUUAAUGAGCGAUGGUUGCUAUUAUUAAGGGCCUUUUGUGAAUUAUUAAAAAGAAGGUUUUGGAAGAUAAAUUGAUUAAGAUGGUUCUUUAUAUGAAGGAACAUUUAAAUAGAAUGUAAAAUAAGGAAAAGGAAGAUAAAUAAGUUGCGAUGGAAGUGUGUAAUUGAUAUAAAAUAAUGUAGAUAUGAAGGAAAUUUUGAUGAUAAUGAAUAUGAUGGUUAUGGCGAAUUUUAAGAUUCUUAUGGAUUUGUAUAUAAAGGAGAAUGGAAGUAGUCAUUAUUUCAUGGAGAAGGUCAUGAAAUAAAUGAUUAAUUCUAAUAUAAAGGAGCAUAUAAAUAAGGACAUAGAACAGGAUAUGGUGAGAUCAUAUAUGUAGAUGGAAAUAAGUAUAUGGGAGAAUUUAAUAAAAAUAGAUAUGAAGGAUUAGGUAUUUUUAUGUAUGCAGAUGGAAGAAAAGUAUACAAUAAAUAUCAUAUAAUUAGUAUGAAGGUGGUUGGAUGAAUAAUCAAAUGCAUGGAAAAGGCACGUUUUCUUGGCCAGAUGGUCGUAAAUAUACUGGAAACGUAUUUAGAUUUAUUUUAUAAAUUAAGUAUCAUUUAGAUCUGAAAGAAGGAUUUGGAGAAUUUUUAUUUGAGAAUGGUAGUAGUUAUAGAGGAAUGUGGAAAUAAGGAAAAUAACAUGGUCAUGGAGUUAUGAUUUCAGAGUUAGGAGAUUAAAGGGAAGGAGAAUGGGUAGAAGGAAGAAGAAUAAAAUGGAGAUGAC